Metarhizium brunneum ARSEF 3297 is the source of this 600-nucleotide messenger RNA. RefSeq names its product Protein hob3 (gene hob3). Gene Ontology annotation, molecular function: lipid binding; protein binding. Gene Ontology annotation, biological process: actin cortical patch localization; endocytosis; actin filament organization. Lineage: Eukaryota; Fungi; Ascomycota; Sordariomycetes; Hypocreales; Clavicipitaceae. Gene Ontology annotation, cellular component: Rvs161p-Rvs167p complex; mating projection tip; medial cortex. The record is from RefSeq and is a predicted model, not a curated record.
AUGACUGCGUCCCAAAUGCGAAUAGCGGAAACGAUAGAUGCCUUUUACGGGGAUUCCGGUGCCAGGGACGGUGUCAGCAGAAGCUACAAACAAGCUGUGGAGGACCUUGACUCAGAGACGAUCAAGGCCUUGGACGGGCCUUACCGAACAACCGUAUUGGACCCCAUCAACCGGUUCUGCUCUUACUUCCCCGAUGUCAACGAGUGCAUCAAGAAGAGAUCCCACAAGCUCCUAGAUUAUGAUGCCCUCCGAGCGAAAGUGAAGCGACUUGUUGAAAAGCCCGACAAAGACGCGACCAAACUGCCCCGAACAGAGAAGGAGCUUGAAAUGGCCAAGCUUGCCUAUGAACAGCUCAAUGAACAACUCUUUUCCGAACUACCUCAGCUGAUCGAUCUGCGGGUACCGUACUUGGACCCUACGUUCGAAGCGUUGGUCAAAAUUCAGCUGCGAUUCUGUGCCGAAGCAUACUCUCGAAUGGCGCAAGUGCAACAGUACCUGGAUGCAGACACUAGAGAUCUAUACGCCGAGGGACACUUAGAUGCAAGAGUAGAGCAAGUUUUGCAAGAGAUUCGAGAACUCAGUAUCAGCGGGACUGUAUAG